CAAGAGGUCAAAUAAAUCCGUACGCUUUUUAUUGGAUAGUACAAUAGUUAAACGUUGCGUAUUAUGCUGUAUAAAGAAAAAUUGAAUACUACAUGUAUUAAAAACGUCAUGUAAUUUCCCGUGAUAUAUUACUAAAAGAAAUAUUUUGAUUUGAUUAACAUUCAUCAGGUUUAAGAUAAGAAGAUGACGUCACUAUAUAAAAGUAAUGGUAUAUACACUAGUUAUACCAGCACUACUGGCAGAGAUUGUAGAACAAUGGAACCGGAAACAUUGUGUUUCUGUCAACAUGGUUACAAGAACCACAAGGUUAAUUUUGAGGAGGUUCCUAAAGAACGCCCAAUAAAGUUACCAUGCCGGGUCUCUGGUUGUAAAUGUACCAGCUUUCACUUCGUACCUCCUCUCAACUGCUGCUCGCCAAUACGCUGUCAUUGUAAACACACUCCCGACGAACAUUCAGAAUUCGGAAAAUAUAUUUGUAAAAGAGCUGGAUGUACUAGCUGUACUGGAUUUUCUAGCUCAUUCAUUUGCGGAUGUGGUGUACCCGUUAAUAGCCAUACAAUGACUAUUGAAAAGUUCGGAUUAGAAUAUCCGUCGCGAGGUUACCCACUAUUUGGGCUUGCCGAGUUGCAGGUAAUGGGCAGGUAUCAAAGAGACAGAUAUGUCGAUCUGAACCGCAAAUACAUGCCAGGUGUUUCCGUAAAACUAAUAUGGGGGUGA
Ruditapes philippinarum (Manila clam) is the source of this 717-nucleotide messenger RNA. RefSeq names its product protein FAM221A-like. Lineage: Eukaryota; Metazoa; Mollusca; Bivalvia; Venerida; Veneridae. Bases 184 to 717 code for a protein of 177 amino acids. The transcript has 5 exons. The record is from RefSeq and is a predicted model, not a curated record.